Rhododendron vialii is the source of this 1951-nucleotide messenger RNA. RefSeq names its product trimethyltridecatetraene synthase-like. NCBI's taxonomy places the organism in Eukaryota, Viridiplantae, Streptophyta, Magnoliopsida, Ericales, Ericaceae. The record is from RefSeq and is a predicted model, not a curated record. The transcript has 2 exons. The coding region runs from base 109 to 1644 and encodes 511 amino acids. Gene Ontology annotation, molecular function: iron ion binding; oxidoreductase activity, acting on paired donors, with incorporation or reduction of molecular oxygen; heme binding.
GGUGAAAGAGAAGUUUCCUCGAGCUCAUUCAACUGUAUAAGUACCCAUUUCUUCCCCUUCAUUCUCUUCACAACUCACAACCACAAAAAUACUACAUAUUCUCCACCCAUGGAAACUCAAUCUUGGGCUGUUCUAGCCCUCUCUUGGGUAGCUACAUUGUUCAUUCUUUCGAAAAUUUUCCCUUAUAACCAUAGGAAAAAUACCCUCCCACCGGGCCCUAAACCUUGGCCAAUCAUCGGUAACCUGAACCUCAUCGGUCCCCUCCCGCACCAAUCCCUCCACAAGUUGUCUCAAAAGUAUGGACACCUAAUGCAACUCAAAUUCGGCUCUUACCCGGUUUUGAUUGCCUCGUCUUCUGAGAUGGCAAAGCAGUUCCUCAAAACUUAUGACCAAAUCUUCGCCACUCGCCCUGAGACUGCGGCUGGCAAAUACACUACUUACAACUACUCCAAUAUUACAUGGGCUCCCUAUGGACCCUACUGGCGCCAAGGGCGUAAAAUCUACCUACACGAGCUUUUUAGCUCGAAAAGGCUAGAGUCAUAUGAGUACAUUCGUGUAGAGGAGAAAAAAGCCUUUAUGUCCCGACUCUUUGCCUUGUCAGGAAAGCCUGUUUUACUCAAAGACCAUCUUUCACGCGUUACUCUAAGCAUUAUAAGCAGAAUUGUACUGGGCAAAAAGUACUUCAGUGAAUCUAAACAUGAGGAAUCGAUAGUGACGCUUGAGGAAUUUCAGGAGAUGUUAGAUGAGUUGUUCUUGCUUAAUGGUGUCUUGAACAUAGGAGAUUGGAUACCGUGGAUUGAUUUUUUGGAUUUGCAGGGAUACGUGAAGCGAAUGAAGGCUUUGUGCAAGAAAUUCGAUAGGUUUCAUGACCAUGUGAUUGGUGAACACCAGGCUAGGAAGGAAGCAGAGAAGGAUUUUGUGCCCAAGGAUAUGGUGGAUUUGUUAUUGAAGCUGGCUGAUGAUCCAAACCUUGAGGUUAAACUCACUAGUGAUGGUGUCAAAGGAUUCAUUCAGGACUUGAUUGCUGGUGGUACGGACACUUCAGCAACAACUGUGGAAUGGGCAAUGUCUGAACUCUUGAAACAACCAGAUUUAAUAAACAAGGCAACCGAAGAGCUCGACAGAGUCAUCGGAAGAGAGAGAUGGGUUGAAGAGAGAGACUUCCCCCAACUCCCUUACAUUGAUGCGAUCGUUAAAGAAACCAUGAGGCUCCAUCCAGUUGCCGUAAUGCUUGCCCCACACGAGGCUCUUGAAGAUUGCAAUGUGUCCAGUUACGACAUCCGUAAAGGAACUCGAGUGUUCAUCAACACGUGGAGCAUCGGGAGGGACCCUGCGAUAUGGGAUGCACCGGAAGAGUUUCGCCCGGAAAGGUUUUUAGGGAGAUCGAUCGACGUGAAGGGGCAGAGUUUCGAGUUGUUGCCGUUUGGGUCCGGAAGGAGGAUGUGCCCUGGAUACAGCCUUGGACUCAAGAUGAUCCGGUCUAGCUUGGCUAAUAUGUUACACGGGUUCAAAUGGAGAUUGCCUGGAAAUUUGAGGGCUGAGGAUUUGAGCAUGGAGGAAGUUUAUGGACUGGCUACGGUUAGGAAAAUCCCACUGGUUGCAGUCUUGGAGCCUAGGCUCUCUGAUCACCUUUAUCAGUUGUGAAUUCGAAGUGGUAUUAUGUCCUGUUGAUGGUUCUGGUUUUAAGUUACCUGUUUUCAUUUUCGAGUGUCCGUUCCGUUUUAUGUUUGAACAAUAACCUCAUAUGAGAAGGCAUCACGUGGUGACACCCCAAGACCAUUAAAUAGUUUUUCCGAUGUAGGACUAAUAUGUAUUCAGUUUUUAAAGAGUCCAAUAUGCAAUUAAUAAUCGAUCAUUCGGUAUUGUAUAUUUAUUUUAUCUGUUACUGGUAAUGUUGGAAAGUCUCCGCCUCUGAUUAUAAGUUAAGUAUUUCCAAGUUUGUUCUUGUAAA